Klebsormidium nitens is the source of this 2755-nucleotide messenger RNA. NCBI's taxonomy places the organism in Eukaryota, Viridiplantae, Streptophyta, Klebsormidiophyceae, Klebsormidiales, Klebsormidiaceae. The record is from the annotation of a GenBank genome assembly.
UCCAUCUCCACAACUUCGCAUUCAAGUUCAACACAAUGCUGGCCAGUGGCAGCAGCCUGAGCAAGAGAGUCGAAGAAACGGAUCCCCUUGACAGCCAGCGAGCUUCCCUGCUGCCUCAGUGCGCUGCCCUUGCUGUUGCAACGGUCUUCCUGAGGUCAUGGACAGGCAGGUGAAGAUACGUGUUGCUGCUGCCGUGGCGCUUCUCGUGUGGGCUGGCGCUCUUCAGGUGAACAUGCACUACCUGAAGCAGCAGAAUGCCUUCAAGGAGAAGUUUGGGGACCAGACAAAGGGACAGUAAAGAACAAUGGUAUUACUGCCCUUCCAUCGGUGGAGGAGCUGCUGAGCAGCCAGUGGGGUCAGCAAGCAUGAUAAAGGGCAUCGCGCGCCACCACUGAAGGAGCGUGUUGAACGCAACACCGAUGGACUUCGGCAAGGCGGUUCGCUCAAGCGCUGUGGCACGGGCUCCGGAGCUUGCGAGCUUCCUCCUGCAGGAGAACGUCUGUCCUGGGUGCGUCCUCCGCUUCCUCAAGACCCGCCCCUCGGAUCUGGCAUCCCCUCUGCCCUCAGCCAAGGCUUCCAACGUAAGCCUGCACAGAUCCUCCUCAUUAGAGCCUCCGGCCGGUGAUGACUCUAAUCAAGCAGUCCAGGGAGGUGGGACUGCUGUACCAAACGGUCGAGAGGCGGUGUGCCCUAUGUGCCUGGGCAUACUGCAGAGCUUGGGAGCAGAAUUUUUUGAUGGGGUGGUGGAAGGCACCUUGGCUGGGGGUGGGAAUGAAGGAAGUGCUCAAGCGGCAACCGGACAAUGUGAGGAAAAUUCUAAGCGGGGCAAUGACGGGGCUGAGUGUCUAGGUUCAGGCGGUGCUGUCACGGCAGGCCAGAAGUUAGAGGUGGUGGCAGAAGAGAAGCUGGUCCCAGGGUCCGGCUUAUGCACUGUCAUCAAGGCUGGGGUCCAAAAGUCGGGCCAGCAGUUUGAGGAUUUGGCCUUGGAGCUGGUCUUGCCGCAGCUGGUGCAAGUGCGGCAGCACGCUCUCUGGGCCCAUCUCCAGCAGGCCAUGCCGGAUCUCCCCCUGCUGCGAGGGGGAUGCUCCGAGGCUGUCCUCCCUGUCAAAGACGCCCUCAAGCACGCUCUCUCUACACGGCUGGAACAGACACUGGGGACCAAGCUAGACGCGAGCUCGUCCGUUCGGUGCGCCAUCAGUUUCAGCCACCCCGACAACUCGGCAGAGGUGGCGGCAGCGCUCAGCCCCGCCAAGCAGGUGGCGAGGAAACGGCAAAAAGGCAACUAUGGGUACUGGAAAAGAGGGGGUUCGCCGGGAGAAAACGACGACGCUGCGCGGCCAGAAGAGAGCCUCGCAUCAGUGCAGAAGGCACUCGACGGACUCUCACCCCAGGAGACGAGGAACAGGCUGCCGUGGCCACCAGCAGAGGCGACAGCUCCUUGCACGGUGGACGUGAAAUGCUGGCGCAGCCCCGUCUUUGUCGGGGGCCGUUAUCUCAAGCUGGUACGCGGCCUGAGCCAGAGCCCCUGGCUCGUGGACGAGGAGCGGGUCGGCAAGGAAACCUCCGUCCAGGAGCUCUUAGCGGCGGGUAUCGUCGGGCACUUCAAGGUGGAUGACUACAAGUUCAGCUCGGCAGGGCGGGAGGAUAUCGAUGUGCGGAUGUUGGGCCGGGGCCGGCCUUUCGUCCUCGAGCUGCAAAAUGCGCGCGUACUACCUCCUCCGGCUGCUUACGCUCAAAUGCAAGCAGCCGUCAACUCGAGACCUGACAAAUGGGUAGCGGUACGCGACCUGGCGCUGGUGGACCGCUCGCAGGUGGACCUGCUGCGGGAGGGCGAGGCCGAGAAACAGAAAGAGUACGCGGCCAUUGUGUGGCUGCCUCGCCCCGCGACCCAGGCCGACGUGGACAAGCUGAACGGCAUGCGCGACCUGGUGGUCCAGCAGCGCACGCCCAUUCGGGUGCUGCACCGCCGCAGCCCGCUCAUCCGGCCGCGCACCAUCCACAGCAUGCGAGCCGAGCGGGUGGCCGCCAAGCCGCACUACCUGCUGCUCCACCUCUGCACGCAGGCGGGGACGUACGUCAAGGAGUUUGUGCACGGGGACCUCGGCCGAACGCACCCCAAUGUUGGGUCCAUCCUUGGAUGCGAAGCCGACAUUCUGCAAUUGGACGUGACCAACAUCCGGAUGGACUUUCCGUAGCGGAGCAUCCGCUUCCCUGCUGCAACCCACGACAAGCCAGGCAAGGCGAGCACAAGCUCGCGGCAACAGAUGCGGAGUACAUCAGCUGCUGUAUCAAGCUGGGCUUGUAGAUAGUACCUCUGCAGUACGUCCUCAAGAAAGCGGAUUACUGUGGUUAAGAUUGCUAAUGGACAAUCGAGCUUGUAACAAGCAGGGAGCAGCUCCCACAACCACCUGUAUGCUACCAGGUGAAACGCGUCGUCUCCUUUGCCUAGUCGGCAAUCUCAAUGACAACCAAUAUCGACCAAAAACGUUGCCUGCCGUUGAUGCCUGCGCCUUGAUAAUCCGCAGUGACAAGGUUGUCAAUACGACGUCCCUCCGGAACUAAUGAGCGGCAUGCGCGCGUAACAUUGACAAGCAGGCAUGUUAGAGUCCGCCGCCUGCUUAGUCUGCUAAAGUCAAACUGAAACAUCCGUUCUUUCAAGCCUGAGUUGUCGGAGGUAGGUUACUCAGUCACUCAGGGUACUGCCCGGCAAUCCGCCCAUGUGGUCAUGCACGUUGCACUCGCCCUCGAUUCUGAG